AUGGCGUCCGCCGCCGCGGAGAACACGGAGAUGAAGGAGGAAGGCGUCAUCGAGACUGCCCAGGAACUCCAGCAGGAUCCCCAGUCCAAAGUCAACCCAGAUACGGUUGAGGAGAAGCUUGUCGACGAGACUCGUAAGGCUGGUGUCCCAGCCUAUCAAUUCGACCCCAAUGCUUCGCCUGAGGAUAAGGCCGAGGCGGCUGGGUCGCGCAUGCCGCGUGAUUUCCACCGUGACAAGAAGCCUAAGGGGAUGGCUGUCAUUACCGACAAGAAUGAUGGCGUGGCGGACUAUGACCUCCCGCCCCCGCAAUCAGCCAAUGCGAUCAUGGCCGAGGAUGCUACACUCAAGGAGAAGAAGGGCGGAAAGGAUAUGGAUGAGGAUCUUCGCUGGGCGCGCAAUCGCACCGGAUGGGCGCCCACAUUCAUCGCCGAUAAGCUGGCCGGUGAGGAUGAGGAGGGCACCUUGCUUGAUCAUCAGACUUUCCUAGAGGGCAGACUGUCUGACAAGUUCUUUGGAGAUUGGUACCACAAUGCUGGGAUUAUCGUGUUCGCCUGCUUGAUUUCGUGGCUGAUCGCUGCCCUCGGCGGAGGUCUCGGCUGGGUGCUCUUCGUCAUGGCCGCGUGCAGCACUUACUACCGCACGUCGAUUCGCCGGGUCCGCCGCAACUUUCGUGAUGAUGUCCACCGUGAGAUGGCCAAGCAGCGUCUCGAGACCGACACCGAGAGUCUCGAGUGGAUCAACAGCUUCCUGGUUAAAUUCUGGCCCAUCUAUGCCCCCGUGAUCUGUGACACGAUCAUCAAUUCUGUCGAUCAGGUUCUGAGCACAUCGUGCCCUGCGUUCCUGGACAGUCUGCGUCUGAAGACCUUCAUUCUUGGUAACAAGCCGCCGCGUCUCGAGCACGUCAAGACAUACCCAAAGACCGAAUCAGACACCGUCAUCAUGGACUGGAAGUUCAGCUUCACGCCCAAUGAUACCAUGGACCUGACAGAGCGCCAGCUGAAGAACAAGAUCAACCCCAAGAUUGUCUUGGAAGUGCGUGUUGGCAGAGGUGUCGUCAGCAAGGGCCUUGAUGUCAUUGUCGAGGACAUGGCAUGCUCGGGCUUGAUGCGCGUCAAGGUCAAGCUGCAGAUUCCCUUCCCUCACAUUGAGCGCGUCGAUGUCUGUUUCUUGGACAAGCCAGACAUUGACUACGUCUGCAAGCCUCUUGGAGGCGACACUCUCGGAUUCGACAUCAAUUUCAUUCCUGGUCUGGAGUCCUUCAUCAAGGACCAGAUUCACGCCAACCUGCAGCCGAUGAUGUACGACCCGAACGUCUUCCCCAUUGAGAUUGCGAAGAUGCUGGCAGGUAACCCCGUCGACCAGGCCAUUGGUGUGGUGGCGGUUACGCUGCACGGCGCCCAGCAGCUGAAGAACCCAGACAAGUUCUCUGGUACUCCGGAUCCAUACGCCGUGGUCUCGCUGAACAACCGCACGGAGCUGGGUCGAACCAAGACUGUCCACGAGAAUGACAGCCCCCGCUGGAACGAGACCAUUUACGUGAUCAUCACUUCUUUUACCGAUGCCUUGAGCAUUGUGCCGUACGACUGGAACGAGUUUCGCAAAGACAAGGAACUUGGAACAGCGACUUUUGCCUUGGACAAACUGGAAGAAGAGCCCACGCAAGAGGGUCUCUACCUGGAGGUGCUUUCCAGCGGCCGCCACCGUGGUGCGAUCCAUUGCGACAUCCGCUUCUUCCCUCUGAAUACCGGUAUUGCCCAGUUCACCGUCGAGCAGGCCAAGGACCUCGAUGGAAAGAAUAUGAUCGGCAAACUCAACCCGUACGCUGUGCUGCUCUUGAAUGGCAAGGAGAUCCACACGACCACCAAAUUGAAGCGUACCAACAACCCCAUCUUCCAGAAUAAUGCCAAGGAGUUCAUCGUGACGGACCGCAAGGCUGCUCGUUUGGGCGUGAUCAUCAAGGAUGAUCGCGACCUUAUGGCCGAUCCGAUCAUUGGCCGGUAUCAGAUCAAGAUGAACGAUAUGAUGAAGAUGAUGGAGCGCGGCCAGCAAUGGUUCCAUCUGCACGGAGUCAAGGGCGGCCGUGUCAAGUUGAUGAUGCAGUGGAAACCCGUCGCUCUCACCGGCAUUGCUGGUACCGCCGGCUACAUCGACCCAAUUGGCGUCAUGCGUUUCCACUUCAAGAGUGCCCACAACCUACGGAAUUUGGAGGCGAUGGGCAGGUCCGACCCUUAUACCCGUGUGUUGCUGUCGGGUGUUCCCCGUGGUCGCACCGUGACUUUCCGUAGCAAUCUGGAUCCCGAGUGGGACGAGGUAGUCUACGUUCCCAUUCGCAGCGCCCGCGAGAAGCUCACCUUGGAGGUAAUGGACGAGGAAUCCAUCAACAAAGACAGGACUCUCGGCAGUGCAGAUAUCAAGGCCGCCGACUUUGUGCGUGAAAACGAAGCCGGCGAAUACGAAAUCGAUGAUGAGAAGGCGCCUCUCAGCGCUGGACUUCGCAUUGGCAAUGGCCCCGUCAAGGGCACACUCAACUAUACUGUUGCCUUCUACCCCACCAUCCCGGUUGUGAACCCGGAGGAAGAGGUUGAACAGGAGGAUGAGACAGAAGAGCAGGCUGCUGAUGGCGCACCGCGCAAGAGCAUGCAUUCCAAGUCUGCCAGCGUCGACUCGAGGGUUUCCAAGGCCUCCACGGCAUUUUCCAAUGGCGCUGCUCUCAACGGAAAGGAACCUACUUCGCCCACCACCAACGGCCGUGCCAGUCUUGAAACUAGCGCCUCUCGACCGACCACUCGCGACUCCGAAGGUGGUUCUAUUCGCUCGGUCAAAAGCAUUCCCAGGACUUACGUCAGUGCGGAGGACCUCGCUAAAUACGAGUCUGGAUUCAUUGUCUUCCAAUUCCACGAGGGCAAGCUCGCACACAGCAAUGUGCAUCUCGAGGUUUUAAUGGACGACUAUAUGUUUCCGGCCUACACCUCGCCCAAGAUUCGCUCUACGACACACAAGUUCGAAGAUAUUGGCGAUGCCUUUGUGCGUGAGCUUGAAUUUUCCAAGAUCACGCUGCGUCUCGUGGACCAGGGCGAUACCAAGGAGAACAGCGAUGAGCACACCGUCGCCAAGCUAACGGGUGACACGCUGCCUACCCUGCAGCGUAUUCUAUACACGCCUACCGAGCUUACUCUUCGUUCACCGGAGGGCGAGAUUAGCAAAGUCACUGUCAGUGCACGGUACAUUCCUGCACAGAUGAAACUCGAUCCGAAAGAAAGUAUCAAUAACAUGGGAACUCUGCGCGUGGAGGUCCUCGAUGCUGCGGAUUUGCCCUCGGCCGACCGCAAUGGCUAUAGCGACCCUUACUGCAAGUUCCGACUGGCCGAUAAGGAGGUGUUCAAGACCAAGACCCAGAAGAAAACGCUGCACCCGGCGUGGAACGAGUUCUUCGAGACGCCUAUCAAAUCUCGUAUUGGCGCUGAUUUCCAUGUGGAUGUCUAUGACUGGGACUUUGGUGAUAGGGCAGACUUCCUGGGUGCUACCUCGAUCGAUCUGGAGAAGCUUGAACCCUUCAACGCUCAGGAGAUGACCCUGCCCCUGAACGGCAAGUCUGGCGCCAUCCGUCUCAAGCUCCUUUUCAAACCCACCUAUGUGGUCCGCUCUCGGCAGGGCUCCUCCACCUUUUCGGGUACGUUUGCUGCGCCCGGAAAGGUCAUCGGCGCACCCAUUAAGGGCGUUGGCCUUGUCGGUGGAAACGUUCUGCGUGGUGCAUCCUUCCUGCGCCGCGGUGUGAUGUCGAAAAUGCACAAGGACAAGAACGACGCCGAUAACGCAUCGUUGGCCACACAAGAUGAAGCCCAGGAGUCUCCCAGUGGAGGCUUGAAACCCGCUGCCGCUCUCGUGGGCGGCAACUCACCCACCCCCUCGGGCCACACCACUCCGACCAAGGAGCACUCCCGCAACCGCAGCACAGCAUCCCAAGCCGGCGACCGAAUGAGCAUACUUGGCACAGGCAGCGGCGAAAAAGGCACCGCGAACAUCUCCAUCGUCUCAGCAUCCGGGUUCCCCUCCUCCGCCAACGUGCGCGUUCAAGUCAAUGUCCAGGGCGCCAAGGGCGCAAAGGUAGUCCACAAGACCAAAGCCCACAAAGCCAGCGGCGACAGCCCCAUCUCUUUCGACGAGUCAUUCCGCGUACCAGGCACAACUGCCGAUGCAUCGUACAAAAUCCGCGUCGUGGACCACUCAACCUUCGGAUCGGACGACACCCUCGGCGAAGCGUCGUUCUUCGUUGGUGACCAGGGUUCCGUCGCGGAUCAGGACAAGCCCAUUUCUGUUGGUGAGGGUACAGUGACUAUUCGGAGCAGUUUUAGCGCGUCCGAAGCGAGUCUGCGGCCUACUACUUCGCACUCUACGAAUGGUGAUGCGGCCUCAGUGAUGGCUGAUUCGCCUUCUUCGGGGAAGUUGAAUCGACGCAGCUUUUUGACUAAGCGGAGCGUUAGCGGUGCUUGA
Penicillium riverlandense is the source of this 4491-nucleotide messenger RNA. RefSeq lists its product as uncharacterized. Bases 1 to 4491 code for a protein of 1496 amino acids. The transcript has 7 exons. Gene Ontology annotation, molecular function: lipid binding. Lineage: Eukaryota; Fungi; Ascomycota; Eurotiomycetes; Eurotiales; Aspergillaceae. The record is from RefSeq and is a predicted model, not a curated record.